Molecule: messenger RNA, 1198 nt
Organism: Ilex paraguariensis (yerba mate)
Lineage: Eukaryota; Viridiplantae; Streptophyta; Magnoliopsida; Aquifoliales; Aquifoliaceae
Source: the annotation of a GenBank genome assembly
AUGUUGCAGCGUGAAUUAGUUCAUUGCUCACAUUAUAUACUUGCUUCGAAGAGAAACUCUGUCGCAUUGUCUGCACUGCAUAGUUCGUUCUUCCCAGCAGAAGUUAGUUCAGAAUCAGCUACGACCUCCCUUAAAGGCUAUACAGAUGGUUACAAAUCAGGCAGCGAAGCCAUCCAAAGAUCAGAUGACAUAACAGUCGACAGCACAGUUGCUGGUAAACGGUUUAUAAAAUUUCGCAUGUCAAUGGACAAUGACAGAAAGAUGGAUGACAGCUCUUCCUCACAACAGAUUUCUAUGCAAAAACCUGGGGAGAGGGUAUCUCUUUCUGGGAAGACAAUCCCAAAUAGGCCUUCAUCUGUUGUGUCUUGCAACCUUUCAGAUGAUGGGGAGAAGCCAUCAAAUUAUCGGAAGCAUACGGAAACCUUUGAAAAGGAGCUUGUAAUGACAUCUGAUCAAGCAUCUAUGAAGAAUCAGCGAUUACCUAAAGGUUUUGUUUAUGUGCCAAUCCAAUGCCUUUUGAAGGAGAAGGAAACUAUUCCGGAUGAAUGUUCUGAAGGACCAUCAUAACGUCAUUGGUAGACCUGGUGGGGCAUCUCCUGUUGGGAUUUCUGUCAUCCCAUCAAAGGCUGUCCUGGAUAAAUAUUUUCUGCCUGUGCUCUGCUGCAUUGUUGUGAUUGGAAAAAAGAAUGGUGCAUUUAAUACCAAGAUAAGGUCUCUGCCCAGCCAGUGCAUCCCUAUUAUCGGUAAUUCUGAUUAGGGUAAAGAAGUUAUGGCAUCAUUGUUGUAUAUUCAUUGUGAGAGAGAAGACUGUACAGUUGGUUAGGUUUUUCCCAUUGUUGUAUAUCUGAAGGGCUGGAAUUGCUUCUCUCUUUUGUUUUUUCUUUUUGUUUUCCCCCUCAGGUGAUUGGGUGAAACAGAAGCUCAGCUUCUUGUAAUCGUACACCAGAGUUAGGUGUUGCCUACUGUGCAGGCCCCGUAAAGUUAAUGUAUAUACAGUGUCAACGCUCAAAGCAAAUUGGUGCAGAAUCAGAUAGAUAAAAGAGCAUUUAAUUUAGCUGUCAAAAUGGUAGCAGAUUGAUUGGUCUUGCUCAGCUUUUAGUUUUUUGCGCUUUAUGGAUUCACUUACUUGUUUAUGUAGAAAGUGUAUAAUUUUGAUAGUUCUCCCUGACCGAAGCUUCCGCUGUGCCUCUUUCUGGUA